Messenger RNA from Anolis carolinensis (green anole), 390 nucleotides. RefSeq names its product lysozyme C. Lineage: Eukaryota; Metazoa; Chordata; Lepidosauria; Squamata; Anolidae. Gene Ontology annotation, molecular function: lysozyme activity. The transcript has 4 exons. Bases 1 to 390 code for a protein of 129 amino acids. Gene Ontology annotation, biological process: defense response to Gram-positive bacterium; defense response to Gram-negative bacterium. The record is from RefSeq and is a predicted model, not a curated record.
AUGAAGGCUCCUCGUUUGGUUCUUCUCUUCCUCCUUGCUAUAGUGGCCAGGAAUAAUGCCAUCAUUCUUGACAAAUGUGACUUGACAGCCAUCCUGUGGAAUGUAGGCUUGGAAGGGUUUGAAGGGACCACAAUAGCAGACUGGAUCUGUUUGGUGUUUCACACGAGUGGCUUUGACACAGCUGUCUAUAAUGUGGGCCCAAGGGCCACCAACCAUGGCAUCUUCUUACUCAGUUCAAGAUGGUGGUGUAAUGAUUCCAAGACCCCAUAUCCACGCAACUACUGCAACAUCAGUUGUGAAGCUCUCCAAGAUGAUAGCAUUGCUGAUGACAUCACCUGCGCUAAGAAAGUUGUAGAACAAAGCAAAGGCUUCAAAGCAUGCUGCUCUUAA